UGUAAAGUUUUGUACACUGUUUGUUUUGCAAUACAAAAUUUGGUUAUUACUAGCAUUUUUGUUUCAACUUUUGCUGGUUAGAAAGCAGACUUGCUUCAGUUUUGAUUAUCAGUGAUUUUCAAAUAACCCUGUAGUUCCAACCUGAAUUUGAAUUAAAGCAGCAGGAAAUGUAGAAAUACUGAUCACUCAUUUCUCAUAGACAUACAAUUAAGAUAUGAUAACACAUGGUUUGUGCAUACUUUUUCACACCCUAGUUACAAUUUAUGUGUUUUAUAUUACUCAAAUUAAUCACAUUUUCUUCUUGUAAUAUUGUAAAUAAUAGUUUAUUCAGAAUUUUUUUUUUAGAUUUCAGAUCAAAACCCUAUAAACUAAAUUUUAACGUAAUAUGUACAGUAUCAACACAUACUAAACAACAAAUACUAAUAUUACAAUUAUGUUAUUGAUUAAAUACAGAAUAAGGAAAUAUUUUUAAUUGGCAAAUUUGAAUAUACUUUAAUUACAUUAACAAUCUAAUUAAUAAAUUAAUUAGUUCUAUUUUUUAUUUUUUUUCUAUUCUGGUGGCACAUUCCAGCCUCUUAAUUACGUUAUUCACUCUAUGUCUUGUCUCAUCUUUAAGCUUCUGCUUGUGAUGCUAUUGAACUUUUUUCUAUUCACAUUCUUGUCAGGCUGGCAGAGAUGGAGGCAAAGCUCCGAGUGAUGAUUGAUGACCGAAUUGAGAAGUUGGUACUUCCAUCAGGAAUCCCGCCCACUGUGGAGGAGCUGCAAACUGUUGUGAAGGAGACCUUUGGAAUUUCUGAUGAGUUCAGUCUUCAUUAUUUAGACUCAGAAUUUGAAGAUUACUUUACUCUUCAUAAAAGUGACCAAAUUCAACACAAAGACACCUUAAAGGUUGUUCAGGCUGCCCCAAUUAUUCUUAACUUGCUUCCAGUUGAUGACAGUUCGGACAGUUCCUUUGUUCAACAGUCAACUGACUGUCAAAUGUCAACUGAAUUGUCAAAUGCAGAGUCAUCUUCUGGAACGUCAUCUUCACAGGACACCAUUAUCCUGUCUAGGAGAAGUACCACAGAGCGAUGUCAGCCAUGGCCAAAGCAGUUCCCCAUUCCACAGUUUGCAUACGAAACUGAGAUGUACCUUGAAAGAGCUGCUGAAGACUACAAGAAGAAUGGAACUCUUCUGACUACCUCAAAGGUCAAGGCAGACAUACUGGAGAAGCUGGCUGAAACUGUAUAUACAUAUACGGCCUAUCCAUCAAGUGCACAGAUAAGUGAUGUUGCUGAGGCACUUGUCAAGAAAUAUCCUUGUGUCAAGGAACCCGGCUCCUUCUCAGGUUACUAUGGAUGGCAACAGAGCAUCAAGUACAAGAUGGCAAAUUAUCGCACAAAACUCCGAGGCUACGGUGUUCCUGAGGUGAUGUGCAAUGCACUGAAACGCAAGAGCUCUGCGGACCAGAAGCCUGCAAAGAGUGUAAAAAAGCCUCGAAAGGCAGAGGUUAAUUACCUCCCUCCUUACCCGGCAGGAGAGGAUGAAGAAAGUCAAGAACAAGACAGGAUUCAGUUGCUUACUGAAGUAGGGAAAAGGGACAAUAACCAAGUGAUAAAAGAAAAAAUGGCCAAAACAUUUGCACACAGAAGAAACGAAAUCAUCAACCAAUCACCAAGCAUAGAGGACAUCAAAGCCAGAUGGCCCGCUCUGUUUGAGCCAUCUCAAAUCCAGGAUGAGUUUCACAGAAUCACAACUGUGCACCUUGAAUCAAAGUUCAUGUCCAAGCUGGAUGAAUACACUCCCAGGCUUCUGAACCUCUUCCACUCCAAGGGCGGAACCAUGGGGUUGAGGUUGCAGGCUAUCCUACUCAAGGUAUCCUUCAAUGAGUAUUAUGUUUGUUAAUAUUAUUUUUUAGAAAUUUUGUGAUCAAACUGCUGGAAGAUAAUUUGCUUACUACUUAAAUCUACAUGAGAUAAUGUUACCCGCUCAACAAAAAGAGUAGGCAAUAAUUGCACACCUUUUAAAUAGUUUGUAUACACUCAGUGGAUACUUUCUUAGAUAAAUAAAUAUUCAUGUUCAGUUUUUGUUGAGCUUGUCAGAGAUUUGUACAUUCAAUUAUGUGUUUAUCAUUGAGGUUAUAGCUAAAGGUGAUGUUGUACUGAACUGCAUUAUACUGAAGGGUGUUUCUAAUUCUUUGUACUCCAUAUUUACAUACAUGUGGGGGUCAGAAUAUUAGAAACACCUCAGAAUAUAGGGUAGUCCAGUUCAAUAUCUUCAAUAGUAAUGGCCUCAGUGCUAAAACAUACUGUGCGUUCCAAUACCCAUACUACCAUACUAUUUAGCAUGGCAGAAAAAGAUUUAGUAUAUAGUAAUAGUAUGUCAAAUGCAGUAUGCCAAAAAUACCAGGAUGUCCUACUACAUCCG
Molecule: messenger RNA, 2406 nt
Organism: Sebastes umbrosus (honeycomb rockfish)
Lineage: Eukaryota; Metazoa; Chordata; Actinopteri; Perciformes; Sebastidae
Exons: 2
Coding region: 676-1884 (402 amino acids)
Source: RefSeq, a predicted model, not a curated record